AUGUGGCGCCGCACAUACCUGUUUCUCCUGGUCGUCCGGCUGUGGUUUGCUCUGUCGCCGAGCUAUCUGCACCCUGACGAGAACUUCCAAGGCCCAGAGGUCAUCGCAGGCGAGAUUUUUAAGUAUCCCGUUCGGCUGACUUGGGAAUUCACGAGCGACCACCCGAUCCGAAGCGUCUUCCCCCUAUGGCCGAUCUACGGUCUCCCGAUGCUCCUCCUCCGGUGGCUAUGGAUAGGAAAUGGUAAAGACGGCGAAGUCCCUCCAAUCGCGGUGUUCUGGACUCUUCGAGCCCUCAUGUUCGUACUCAGCUUCGUUCUAGAGGACUGGGCUAUCCACGAGCUUGUCCAGUCGCCCCGGCAUCGCCGCGUCGCCGUUUUGCUUGUCGCUUCGUCAUAUGUGACGUGGACCUACCAGACGCAUACCUUCUCUAAUGCGAUCGAGACGCUGGUUGUCGCUUGGAGUUUAGUCCUGAUAGAACGGACUAUCGCGAUGCCUGUAAACACGCUACAAACUCCUCUCCUGGCACCCGCGCUGCUUGGAUCCAUGGUGGUGUUCGGCUUCUUCAACAGGAUAACUUUCCCGGCUUUCCUCCUUAUCCCUGGCCUUCGGUUGAUCCCUUACUUCUGGAGGAGGCCCCUCGCACUUAUGGCGACAGUAUCCUCAGCGCUCUUCACCGCAUUCAUUGCGAUUUCUCUGGACACGGCAUUCUACAGCAGCCAGCAGAUCUCAUGGACUGACUUGAUAUGGCACCCGAUAAUUACGCCCUAUAAUAAUCUCAUGUAUAACAUAUCUCCCUCGAACCUGGCGCAACACGGAAUCCACCCUUGGUAUCAACAUAUUCUUUUCAACAUCCCCCAGCUGAUUGGACCGGCGGCCAUCUUGCUGUUUACUCGACCGCACCUCUCGCUACGCCUCUACUCCGCGAUUUCAGGCAUAUCCGUGCUUUCAGUAUUCCAGCACCAGGAGGCUCGGUUCCUUCUUCCCACAAUCCCACUGAUCCUCUCAUCAGUCAGACUUCCACACCAGCAGAAGGUCCUACGGGUCUGGACUACGACAUGGAUCGUAUUCAAUCUUAUCUUUGGCACACUGAUGGGCAUCUACCAUCAAGGAGGCAUCGUUCCUGCACAGGUGUUUAUGAGCAAGCAAUCCGACGCAACGAGAGCAAUAUGGUGGAAGACGUACAUGCCGCCCAUUUGGCUUUUGGACGGCAAGGCUGAGACACUGGAAACCCGCGAUGUCAUGGGUAUGCCAGGCGAGGACCUUUACGCAGAGCUCACAAAUAUCGCUACGUGCGACGUCCCGGCGGACCGGCGAAACCAAGAAUACAAGAAGGAAUCCAACGGAACUUAUCUCAUCGCCCCUACAUCAGCUACGUGGUUGGACCCAUAUCUUGAGAACAAGGGUCUAGAGGGUCUGAGGUUUCGAGAGUUCGGCAUGUACCUCUUCUUUCCCAUCGCCUUCAUGGGAUAUUUCGGCGUCAACCUCGACGAGCGCUUCGCCGUCCCCGACUUCUGGCCCAAGCCCGAAGAAGCGAACAAAGUGCCGACAGAACGCGACGAGAUCAAGACCGAGCUUGAGAGGUUAAGGGCAAGGAGGCUCUACCUACGGGACAAGAGGCUGGCGGAGGAGGCGAGGGAGCAGGCCUUGAAUCCGCUGCAGGCGCCAGAGCAGAUACACGACCAGGAGCCUCAGGCGCAGCCUCAACAGGAGAAGAGAAGCUGGUGGUGGUAG
Diaporthe citri is the source of this 1731-nucleotide messenger RNA. RefSeq lists its product as uncharacterized. The record is from RefSeq and is a predicted model, not a curated record. The transcript is spliced from 4 exons. The coding region runs from base 1 to 1731 and encodes 576 amino acids. Gene Ontology annotation, biological process: GPI anchor biosynthetic process; mitochondrial respiratory chain complex IV assembly. Gene Ontology annotation, cellular component: mitochondrion; endoplasmic reticulum membrane. Lineage: Eukaryota; Fungi; Ascomycota; Sordariomycetes; Diaporthales; Diaporthaceae. Gene Ontology annotation, molecular function: alpha-1,2-mannosyltransferase activity.